Molecule: messenger RNA, 3295 nt
Organism: Serpula lacrymans var. lacrymans S7.9
Lineage: Eukaryota; Fungi; Basidiomycota; Agaricomycetes; Boletales; Serpulaceae
Exons: 5
Coding region: 1-3282 (1093 amino acids)
Source: RefSeq, a predicted model, not a curated record
AUGGACUAUUUCUCUAAAUUUUUACGAACUGGAAGUCAACCUCCACCAAAGAUAGUUCAUGACCAUGCCUCAGAAUUUCAUCAAUCAUGGAAUCUAAUCAAAAACACCUUACAACACCCCGACGAACGCCAGUUGACCAAAGGAAUCAAGUCUACCGAUGUCCCUGUUCACCUUCAAUCUAUGGUUGAUUCAUUAGUAUGGGAAUCAUCGCGUACAGAAGAAGGGGCAACGGGUGCUUGCUUAGAGUAUUUACUCAAGAAUGAUGUAUUGGGUACUCUUGUCAAGCUCAGUGAACCUGAUCGGCCUUCUGGAAUACAAGCCGAAGUCUUACGUGCAGUACAAAACAUGGUGGUUCUUAUGGACGAACAGUUCCUUGUUCACUCUGCGGUUCAUAGAGCUGUGUUGAGAUUACUCAGGAACUGUGUCGGUGAUGACAUUCAGGAACAGUUGGACGGACGGAACAAGGUUAUGGGUGCAGCAAAGGAUAUUGUUCGUAGCCAGCCCUCAGAGUACGAGUUAGACUUGGUGAACUUACUUUGCAUCCUUUGCAGUCGGAUACGGACAUAUCGCGAACUAUUAAUGAUCUUUUUCCACGAUAAACACUGGUAUCACUCUGAGCCUUUGUUCUCUGUUGAAGAGGAAAAUGAAGAGGAUGAAGAGGAGGACGAAGAGAAGCAGACUCAAGAUAUUCAUGGAGAGUCAGAUGCUGUGCCACGUACACCUUCUCCAUCACCUUCCCAAACCACAGUAACCUCCAGUCCAGCCUCCUCUCACGCUCGGAAGCCAGAAUACGAGUUUCUUCUUUUCAAUUACCUCCUCCGAUUCGUACAUCGUGAGGGUCAAAUUGGCGAUUUCGCUCGAGCAGGGCUUCUCUUCCUGAUGGACGUUGCUAUGUCCCCUGGAGAGCCAGUACAUCGUUUGGCUGGUGAUGAACAAGCUGCAUCCUCCACAACGACAGAAUUUGCCUCUGCUGAUCCGAUCACCGAUGCUGCACUUGCAUUGGCAGAGUACAUCGUUGAUGGCGAUUUCUCUGAGGUGCUCGGAGCUGGUUUGGGUGCAGUCUAUUCACUGCUACCUUCUAAGCUGGAAAUACGUAACCCACAGACAGUAGAUCCUACUAACGUCAAUGGCAUGGUCAUCGGGAGCAACGGGCCAGAGACAGAGGAUGAAAAAGAGAAACUCGAGCUAGUUCGUGAGAAGAAUAGAGCAAUGGGCUUGGAAGAUGCCUCAAAUCCUGACUUUAAAUAUCGACUGGAUCAUUUCUUGAAGCUUCUCGAAUUUCUGCAAGAUGUGCUUCGUCGGAAUGUCAUUCAUGACUCCGAAUCUACUCUGGAUGCUUCCUCACUCGUCGGGACCGCUAUUGUACAGUCCAUUUUGGAUGCUGUUCGCAGAAUAUUCCUGGAGAAUGUCCUUUAUCCUUCAAUUCUGGAGUGCUCGGACAUGGAUGGGAGCGCAGUCGCUGUUAUGUCCUAUAUCGAUAUCAUGAUACGAACACUUGAUACCAACGGCCAGCUAUCUGACCUCUUGGUCGAGUUUUUAGUUAGCGAAGAUAACGACGAAGUCACGCGUCCACGACAUCGUCAAUCUAUGUUGACCCUUGGUGGUAAUGCCCCACCUCAAUCCAAGUCUGGUGCAAUUGCGGACAGACAAAACAAGCUCCGAAGAAGAAAAAGCAGUGCCAUGGUGCUGUUGGAGAUGGAAGCUCCCGACUCGAGGCGACAAUCAGAGUAUUUCACCUCCAUGGGUCGUUUCACUCUCAAGGACUUGAUGCUUGCAAACCUGCGAUCCAAACAUCAGCAGACGGCUACAGCUGCUCUGCAACUCCUACAAUCGAUACUUGACCAACAUUGUCAGCUGUGCGUUGAUCGGCUCCUUGUUGUUAUUUCUGAUCCGCAGGCAACCAACUAUCCUGAACCACCUAUGAUACCUCCAUCACUAGAUUCCCAGAUAUCCGUGGUAGAAGAGGAAGACGACGAGGAAGAAUUUAUAUACCCUGGUGCAGAAGAGAACGCCAAGCCAGCCUCAGCCGUACCUCCCGGCCCUGUUUUCUUACAACCAGAGACCACCUAUUCGACCCACGAGCGUGAGAUGGGCCUCUAUCUCACACUCGUUUCACGGGUAGAUCCAUCUCACAACGAAGAUGCUUUCAGCACAGGCUACGAUCACUACCUCCGGGAUGCACUGCAAUCGAUUCAAAGUCAAAAUUGUUUCCAUCUUGGUGAUGAUAUAGACUUGGUAACCAAGAUGAAACAUCGUCUUAAUGUAAAUGACCCUAUUUUGUCACUUGUCUUGGAAUCUCUUCGAGCAUUUUUCUCCAAUACACCCGAAUUCAACAUAUCUCUGACAGGCUUGUUGGCUGCGCUAGCUAUAUGCCCAUACCGUUCGCUCGCAGGCUGGUUGACCUGUGCCCCUAGUGAUACACCUCUUGUCAACGAGGGAGAUGACGAGGGAAAUAUUUCACUUGACGGCGAUGGCGAUGACAGGUCGAUCGACUUCCAGAUAGAGGAAAAACUGGCGCACGAUUCUAUUCUGUUACCCGCUUCAAGGCUCGAUGAGCAAUCACGGCCCGUGGUCCACUCUAUUUUCCAGGGACUGGUAGGCCAACUUGAGCGGUACCGCCAGCUAGUUGACAACUUUGACAAAUACCUGCUCGAGCGUCGCCAGGGGCUUCUUUUCUCUGAGAACCUGACCGAUGCGCUAACUCUGACUUUGGAACCUGUGGCUGAGCCGACCCAAAUGGCAAAACUUCAAGCAUCUAUCUCCGGAAUUACCAGUGCUGUACUGGAAAGUCCUGGUCAGCGCGCGAAGCCGAAAGCAAAGGCAUCUUCUUCCUUUGUAUCGUUUUUGACACCAAAGAAGAAUAAAACAGCUCCUUUGAAGUCAUCUGACGCUCCAGCCAACGCGGAUCCAGCUACCCCUCCUAGGCCAGGCAGCAAAACCGUUGCUGCCAGUCCUUUUGGUUCACAUUAUCAAAGUACUCGUGAUAUUGUGGUGGAACCAUUCUUGGCCCCAGUUCCACCUUCGGGUCCCUGGACCCCUGCAAGGACAAAGAAAUGGAAUGCUGAUGAGGAAGAUGUGUUUACAGCAGGGGGUCAGUGGGGAGAAAAGCCAUCGAAUAAGCUUGACGAUACCAAGGAAGAAGAGAAGGGAGAGAAAACAACCACUGUGACACUGUCGCAGUUACUAGACAAUGUUGUUAUACUGGAAGAGUCCAUCAAAGAGCUGGUCGCUAUUAUCCAUGCACGGCGGAGCCUUGGCAUUGACUCUGUCCGGUAUCUAUAGGUGUAAUGGUUUG